CGGCCGUUAGCAGCCGUUAACGGCGGCGGGCGGGCGAUGGUGGCGGGUGGUGCCGUGCGGCUGUUGCCGCUUCCGCGCCCCCUCCUCGGGCGGGCAGCCGGGGCGAGGGGGACCCUGUCCGGUUGGGCGGCCGCGGGGCGCGGCGGGCUGCGUGCCGGGCGCUGGGUCGCGGUGGCCUUGGCGGUGCCCGCUGGGACUGGUUGGAAGGAGAGGCCGGGACAACGGGGGCCGGUGUGGGUGGGGGAACGCGGGCCGGAGCGGCCGCCCCGGAGGUUGCUGCGGCGCUUGGGUUUGGUGCUCCGGUUGGGUUUGCGGGCCUGCGGGUUGCUGCUGCGCUUCGGCCCCCUGCUGCUGCUCUACCCGUUGAGCCGGCUGUGGCCCGGCCUGGGCGCCCUGUGGCUGCGGCUGCUGCGGAGGGCGGCCGAGGCCGCCGGCCCCACCUGUGUCAAGCUGGGCCAGUGGGCCAGCACCCGGAGGGACCUCUUCUCCGAGGCCUUCUGCGAUGAGUUUUCCAAGCUGCACGUCGAGGUGAGCCCACACCCGUGGGGCCACACCGAUGAGCUCCUGAGGAAGGCCUUCGGUGAGGACUGGACGGGCAUCCUCAAGUUCCAGAGCCGGGAGCCGGUCGGCUCGGGCUGUGUUGCCCAGGUGUAUAAAGCCUAUGCUGACCUCACGGCUAUCGCCGGCUCCCAGGCCAAGGAGCUAGCGCGACACUCGGAGUUAAGGUCCGCUUUUGAAGCGUGGGAAGUGUCGGGCUUUAGAGGCCUCCUCAGGUGGCUGGGGAGGAGGAAGAGUGAGGAGAUGCGGGAUGAGAGGAGCAGGGAGGAGCUGAGCCCAGCAGACUGCUCCCGGAGGAGUCCUUUGAGUGGGAUGUCCCUUAUGGAGCAGAUGGCCAAACCGCUCCUGACUGCAAAUCCUUCAUCAGCCAGACAUCUCACGCCUGUAGCCAUUAAAGUCCUGCACCCUGGACUGGUCCACCAAGUCCAGAUGGAUCUCUUUCUCAUGAAGAUGGGUAGCUACAUCAUUGGACUUCUCCCUGGAUUCAAGUGGCUCAGUUUGACAGAGAUCGUGGAGGAGUUUGAGAAGCUUAUGGUUCAACAGAUUGACUUACGCUACGAAGCCAGAAAUCUGGAGCGCUUCCGACAAAAUUUCCUAGAUGUUGAUUUUGUGAAGUUUCCAACUCCCCUUUGGCCUUUGGUAACGACAGAUGUUCUAGUGGAAACAUUUGAGGAGAGUGAGCCUAUUUCGCACUACCUGCAUGCGGAGAUUGCUACAGAGCUGAGGCAGAGACUUGCAAAGAUGGGCAUGGACAUGCUCCUAAAGAUGGUCUUUGUUGACAACUUUGUCCAUGCUGACCUGCACCCUGGGAACAUCCUGGUUCAAGGCCUGGCCCAUGUCGGCACCAGCUGCAAGGAGCAGACAGCCAUCGUCGACCUGUGUGACACGCUCGUGGUGGAAGUGCAGCCGCCCCUCAGGCAGCUCUGCCUGGUGCUGCUGGAUGCAGGGAUUGUGGCAGAGCUGCAGAGCACCGACAUGCAGAACUUCCGUGCGGUUUUCACGGCUGUGGUCCAGGGCCAGGGGGAGAGAGUGGCAGAACUGAUCCUUCAUCAUGCCCGCGCUAACCAGUGCCAGGAUAUUGAGCGAUUCAAAGCUGAGAUGGCGGAACUAGUGACCAAGGUCCGGAGGAACACCAUUGCCCUAGGAAAGCUUCAGGUGGCCAAUCUCCUCUCGAAUGUCUUUAAACUAUUGAUGACCCAUAAGGUGAAGCUCGAGAGCAAUUUUGCUUCCAUCAUCUUUGCCAUCAUGGUUCUGGAAGGUCUUGGUCGUUCACUGGACCCUGAACUGGACAUCCUAGAGGCAGCUAAACCACUGCUCAUCAAAACUGCAGCUUCUGUCCUUGAAUAGACUCUUGUGGCUGCUGCCCUCCCACUGUGCAGGGUUACCUGUGCCACCUGUGAGCUGACAGAGAAAGAAGCUGAAGGUGAGAAGUCACAUGUAUCUCGGGGAAAUGCCAUGCACUGGUUACUCUCCAUUAAUGUUUCCUUCAGUUGUUUCAGCCAAGCACCAGGCAUGGGAUGAUUAGAAGGUCUCUUCCAGAGACCAGGAAGACUUUGUGCAGUUGGGGAGUUCUGACUCAUUACACAGUUCUAUGAGCUAAUGUGCUCUGGUAGUUUUUAAACUGACAUUACCAUGUAGUUUAGGUGUACAAGAUCACUGCAGCCUGAUGAGAAAAGCAGUCUUACUUGUCUAAAAGUCUUUAAAAAGAUGUUCAUUGAUCAAGUCUGUUUUGAAAUAUAUCAGGUUAAAUAUUUAAAGUUAAUUUAUGACUUACCUGUCACAGUGGUAUGAGAAAUGGUGUUCUAACACCACCUAAGCAGUUAAUUCAGGCUGAAAAAAGCCAAUAAACCUUUUUUGUCUUUUGUACUUCUAACAUCUACAUUUAUUGUAGAAGUGUUCUGAGAUCCUGCAUGGAGUGGUCUGUUCUUAGUCAUUUUGGAUGAUAAAAACAGACGAGUCAAUCUCAUUUUUCAAACUUCCAUACUCUAGCACAAUACUGUAGCAGUUUGGAUUAUAAACAGCAAAAGAAAAUAUUUGUCUAGGCAGAAAAGCUAAUUCCAUAAUAAAAACAACUUUUGGGAAUAUUUAUGCUGGUCUUCCAUUUUUAAGGUUCAAAAAAACCUGUCUUUUUUUUUUUUUCCUCUGUGCGCUUCCUUCCUACCACCCUGCUCCCCUAGUCUUACCCUAGUCAACUCCAAACCUUAAUUAAUAUCCAAAUGCUUGGGUUUUGUUUCCAGUGGUUUGCAAAACAAGAAGACCAAGCAUUUUCCUAAUGGAUGGAAAACACAUUGUGAAUGUUUAAAAUUAAAUAAAGCCAGCAAAAGAUCUA
Aquila chrysaetos chrysaetos is the source of this 2887-nucleotide messenger RNA. It is a transcript of the gene ADCK2, whose product is annotated as aarF domain containing kinase 2. The record is from RefSeq and is a predicted model, not a curated record. The transcript has 8 exons. Bases 37 to 1905 code for a protein of 622 amino acids. NCBI's taxonomy places the organism in Eukaryota, Metazoa, Chordata, Aves, Accipitriformes, Accipitridae. Gene Ontology annotation, cellular component: mitochondrion.